This is a messenger RNA of Myotis lucifugus (little brown bat), 2274 nucleotides long. RefSeq names its product quinone oxidoreductase-like protein 2. The transcript has 10 exons. NCBI's taxonomy places the organism in Eukaryota, Metazoa, Chordata, Mammalia, Chiroptera, Vespertilionidae. Gene Ontology annotation, molecular function: oxidoreductase activity. Bases 25 to 1077 code for a protein of 350 amino acids. The record is from RefSeq and is a predicted model, not a curated record. Gene Ontology annotation, cellular component: mitochondrion.
UCCGGUGACUCCCUGCGCGGGGACAUGGCGGCGACGCUUCGGGGACGUUGCUUCCCAUGGGUGUGGCUCUGCAGGAGAGCCUGGCCGGGCGGCGGCCGCCACUACCGCGCCGCGCGGUGCGCGGAGUUGAAGCAGCCCCUGGCCAUUGAGGAGGUCGCCCCCCGCCCUGUGGGGCCUCACGAGGUCAGAGUUGAUGUCCAUUUCUGUGGAGUUAACUUUGCUGACAUUUUGGUUUGCCGUGGUCAGUAUCAGGAAAGGCCCCAUCUUCCUUUCACUCCUGGAAUGGAGUUUUCUGGGACAGUAUUGGAGACAGGCACAGAUGUCAGCACAGUUAAAGAGGGAGAUCGAGUUAUUGGCGUGAGUGGCUUUAACAGUAUGGCUGAAGAAUGUAUCACUGACCAGAAGGCACUGUGGCGGAUUCCAGACAGGGUGCCGCUCCGGGAAGCUGCUAUCCUGCCCGUGUCUUAUGGUACUGCUAUUAUGGCCCUGGAGCAUCGGGCACGUACCCAGCCUGGAGAAACUGUUCUAGUGACGGCAGCAGCUGGAGCCACAGGCCUUGCAGUGAUAGACGUGGCAACAAAUGUUCUCCAGGCCAAGGUAAUAGCUGCCGCCGGAAGUGACGAGAAGUGCCAGCUGGCUAUGCAGAGGGGCGCAGAGUCCAGCGUGAACUACAGUCAGGGCAGCCUGAAGGAGGCAGUGAGGAAGCUGGUGGGCAGUGGCGGGGUGAACGUGGUCAUCGACACCGUGGGGGGAGACAUCUUCCUGGAUGCUCUCCGCAGUCUGGCAUGGGAGGGCAGGAUCGUGGUGGUGGGUUUUGCUGGAGGAACCAUUGCUUCUGUGCCGGCCAAUCUCCUGCUCCUGAAGAAUAUCUCUGCCAUGGGCGUGUACUGGGGCCGAUACCAAGACCGGAACUUCCCCGUCUUCUCCAGGAGCCUGUCCUCGGCUCUCCAGUACUGCCAGGAAGGGCGCAUCCAGCCAUACGUAGGAGCGGUUUUUAAGCUGGAGGAGGUCAAUGAUGCUUUCCUUCAUGUGAUACAGCGCAAGUCCACAGGCAAGGUGCUCCUCUCCCUCAAAUAAACCCUCACCUCAGCAGCAAGACCAGCAUGUCCACAUCCAAACUCCUCAUCUUUCUAAAAACCUGAUUUCCCUCCCGUGUUUCUAAAGGUGACAUCACCUUCCUUAUUAAUUCAGGUUCAAAAUCUUUGCAAGUUCCCUUUGAAUCUUUUUUCUUACUCCUCAUAAUUAGUGUGAUCAUAUACUUUACUGUCCAGACUUGGACCUGUUUGAGAGGGAAGAGAUGCUGUUAGGAAUUACACCAGGAAAACAGGUGUCCCACACAAACCAGGAUGUAGGGUCACCCCAUUCAUAAUGGACCAGCGGCCAGGUUCUGUAAUCCCCACUGCUAAGAUGCUGCUCACCUCCAUAUCCUCUUUUCUGUUCUGACUAAUUAUGUCUCAUCUGCUAAUUCCAGUGACCUAACUGGCUUUCCUACCUAUGAACUAUACCCCCCUCCAUCUUUGUUAUGCAUUAUUGCCAUGGACCUCCCCAAAGCACAGCUACAACUAUGUCUUGACUUAGAAAACCUACAAUGGUUCACCAUUGUCUACAUGGUGGAAUUCAGACUCCUUGAGCCAGCAUUCCAUUAUAACCAAGAUUUCGCCCCUCUCUGCUUUCUAGCUUUAUGUUCAACAACUGCACUGGUCCGUCAAUAUGCACUGAGAUUUCCUGACGGCUCCUCUGCUCUUGGCCCAAGCAGUUUCCUCUAUUCCCUUAUCUCUGUCCAAUAUAAGCCUUCCUGACCUGCAAGACCUGUGUCUGCAAUGAGCCUCUCCCCUCGGGAGGGUGGUAUCUCUUCUCUUCCCCUCUUACCUUCCUGUAGCUUCUCCCCCAGGCUUUGUCACAUUCUGCCUUGCACCAAAGGGAGCGGCAUGGCUAGUGGAAUAUACACAGGAUUCUGAAUCCAAGACGUGGGUUUGAAUCCCAGUCUCACCACUUUGGAGGUGGUUACUUAAGGUCUGUGAACCUUCAUUUUCUCACUCUCAUGUAGAUAUUACAUCAUCUAUCUCACAAGGUUGUUGUGAGCAAUACAUGCAGUGAUUGGGCAAAGCAGUUAGCAAAUGCUAUUACUUUCACUUCUUUCUUUUCUACUUUCCUAAUUAAGCAUAAAAUUCCUUAAGAGCAGGUACCAUGUUGGAUUCCCCUCUGUACCUCUCACAAUACCUAGCACAGUUAGUUGCCCUUGGUAAAUACUCAAUAAAUUGAAUGAAUUUGAAU